Molecule: messenger RNA, 3595 nt
Organism: Pantherophis guttatus
Lineage: Eukaryota; Metazoa; Chordata; Lepidosauria; Squamata; Colubridae
Source: RefSeq, a predicted model, not a curated record
ACUGAGGCCCCGGGUUCAGGAAGAGGCUGACAGCCUUUCCCUCAGCCAUUCUUGUGAUCCCCACUGGAUUUGUGGGGGUUGAUAUUUCCCCUCAGGGGCUGCCUCUUUUCCUUCCUUCUUUCUUUCUUUCUUUUUUCCUUUUCCUUCUUUUCAGGCCGGUGGCCGUCUGGGUGGCCUGCCUGUCAGGGGUGGCAUUGGCAGGACGAAGGAAAAAUGAACUGGGUUGGGGGAUCCCGCCGAAGAAUCAUGCUUACCAAAGAGAGAAGAAAACAGAAGGAUUUUUUUGAAAAGGAAAAACUUAAGUCAAAGAUGAAGUUACUGGGAGUAUCUCCUUUGAAAAGCUCAGCUGUCAGUUUGGACCUUCUCAAUCUCUACGUUGUUAAUCAGAUCUCUACAAAGAAAGAAAAUGCUGAGAAUAUUCGAAAGCCAAUUCAUGUAGAUAUUAACAGAGAAACUAAAAUUCCUUUGAGAAAGCAAAAUGUAGAUUUCCCCAAGUCACCAGAAUGCAGACCAGCUAAGCUGUCCCUUGAUGACAUCCAGCACAGAAUACAAGAAGAAAUCUUGGAUAGUAGAAGAAAAUACCUCUCUGAAAAAGCCAGCAUUCAUUCUGAAGAGUUAGGAUCUUCUUGGCCAGUAAAUAAUAAUAAAGAUGAAGACUUCUGGCUUUCUAUGACAGCAUACAGGCCAGAAGAAUUCUCUGCAUCAGAUUCAGAAACACCCGUUGGUCUAUAUUUCCAGCAACUGACUAGUCCAGGAUACGGUAUCUCCAUUGAUAAGGAUUCUGGAAAGAGCCAAGCAAAUGGAGAAGAAUCAUUGUUUGAUACUAUAAACGACCAGAUAAAGACUAACCAAGAUGCAAAGUUCCAGCCAAUUGCAAGUUUGUUUGAAGAAGAAAAUCAAUUUCUGACGUUUCCUCCUUCUCAAUCUUACUGCUCUUUUGCUAACAAAAGCCAUGUUGACCAGCUAUUCACAGAUUUUGGAGAUGCAAAAGAAAUAUUCGGUAAACCCAGCCUGUAUGACGGUGAAGAAAUGCAUGAGAUGAUAGGUCCUGCCCACUGUGUAGCUGAGAGGGACCUCUCAAGCAUCCUCACGGCUCCAGAGAUGAUUUGCUCCCUUAACAACCGAAGCUUAAAUUCAGUAAACCAGAAUCCAAACUGGAAUCAGUUCAAACACGGCAGUAUCCAGAAAAAAAAUCCUGUAGAGUUAUCCGAUCAGCAAAAACUUACUACGUUCUUUGAUAAUAUAGGAGGUUUUAAAAACCAAAUGAAAUGUACUAAGGUACCAAAACCUAUAAAGAGUUACUUAAAGAACAGCAGGAAGAAAGGCCAUUCAGAUCCCGAUAUGGAUUAUUUGAAGAUUUUCGAGCAUGAAACGCUGGAUAAGGAAGUUUACAGUGACUUUGAUCAGCAUUGGAAGCAAAGCAGGCAAAACGAUGAUGAUUCCCAGUUAAGUAGCCAGUCACCCACAUAUUCUCCAGAGCAAGCAGAUCGACAUACCAGUUCUUCCUCUGACGAGUCUAAACCAGAGGAGGGCAAUGAAGGAGCGUCAUCGGAUUCUGAAGUCUCCUAUUCAAGGACUUCCAGCCAUCCCUGCUCAAGAUCAGGACAUCAAAGAUCAGAAUAUGUUUGCCAAUUCGAUGGGAGGCACCGGAAUACAGCUAAUAUUCGAUCCCAGGCAAAAUCCGCCGUAACUCCGAGAAAGAAUACGUUGCACAGAGCUGGACUGCUGUUGUCAGGCCUGAACGAUAAGGGGAAGCACGAGGCUUCAUGUCAAACAGAGGUAUGGGCUGAGCCAGUAGAAAAAUCCAAUGCAGCUGUGCAGUGUGACAUCAUCCAGAGGUGCCCCUGUAAAAAGGAGCUGUCCUUCUCCCACAGUGCUGAAAUGGUGACUUCGACUAGCAAGGUAGACGCCACUGGAGGGCAGAACGUUCCAGCAAAUAGUGCAGCCUUUCAGCCUCCAAAUAGCAAUUCUUUGUCGACUAAUGAGAAUUUGUCUCCCGAAACGGAUGGUUUCAUAGCGGCAAGGUCAGCCUAGCUCGGUCUAACAAAUAAAAAAAAAAGGGGGGGGGGAAAUUGCAUCUGAACGUACAUAUUUAUUGGCAAGGCAGUCAAGGAGCUUAAAUUAAUGUGUUCCUUCCGACAUAUAUAUUUUCCAGCUCUAUUUCAUGACACAGAUUGAGGGAUACUUAAAUACAGGUGUCGCAAAACGUUGGGGAAUUAAGCAACUAUAAUAACCGCAAUUCAAACAACAUAUAUAUAUAUAAUAUUGCUACUCUAGUGGUUUACUAACUUCAUCUUCUCGGUAACUCCUUUCUCCGUCCCUUGACUAAAUAUCUCUUCCUGUGCCUUCCAUUUUUGUUAAGGCAGUUUAAUGUAAAUGUCUCUGUGAAAACAGCACUUAAUACAUUUGCAUUUUGUCCUUCCCUUCCUGAAGCCAAUGCACAGUGGCCCAAUUCUGUCAUAAUGAGUCCUGCCGGCCAGAAUUUGUUGGCAAGCUCAUUUUGUCCUCUUCAGCUGAGCUUGGAACAGAAGGAAAGGAAUCCUCAUUUUAAAAUGAUGUCUGCAUCAGAAAAUUAUGGAUGAAGAGUCCCGCCCAGAGCCCCAUUUGCCAAUUUGUUUUUAAACCAUCUUUAAACCGUAGUUUCCUGGUUAAUCUAUGAAUAAGCGUACAAGAAGAAAGAGAAGAAGGCACACGUCAUCCUGUUAUUUAUUCAUAGGUCAAGAAGCAGGUUUCCCAUUUGGAUCAAAGAUUGAGGCAUUGGAUCCAUAGAUUUCCAUCUUAUCGUAAACUCUUAUCAGAAGCUAUAUUAGAAAUGAAGAAUAUUCUGGAAAUUGGGAGCUUUAAGAAUGCUCCUGAUUAGUUAUAUUUCAGCCCUCCUUUUAGACAGGGGUUAUUAAUUCACCAGUUCUUGUUUUUAUAUCCAGCAUCUUCUGGUUUAAGAGAUUUUGAAAUUUGCUGUCGUUUUCUUUGUAGUUACGGCAUGUUGCCGGCAAACUCAGGAUUGACAGCUUGUUUUAUUUGUACUGUUGGAACAAGUGGGCUGAUAGGCCCUUUUUAAAUCAUCCCCGCCUUUCGUUUGCCAUGUUCCUUGUGGGUCAACCUGGACUAGCCGUGGUUGAAAGAAAAGCUUCCUUUCUAAUUUUAAAGAAGAGUCUUAGGAUUGUCGAUAUCACUCCAUUGGAUAACGAAAGAGAGAGAUACCUAUGAAAGGAAAACACGCCUUCAAGAAUUGUGUUUUUCAAAUUGUGUUCUAAAGUACCAACAUCUCACUAAAAUAAACAUCGAUUUUAAAGUAAAAGUCUUCGACUUAACAACAGAAGAGCCUGUAGUACAGUGGACUAAGCACUGUUAUUAAGAACUGCUGCUUGCAAUUACUGCAAGUUCAAAUCUCUCCAAGGCUCAAGGUUGACUCAGCCUUCCAUCCUUUCUAAGGUGGGUAAAAUGAGGAGCCGGAUUGUGGGGGCAAUAAGCUGACUUUGUAUAAAUAUACAAAAGUAUGAAGGCUAUUGCUUAACGCAUUGUAAGCCGCCCUGAGUCUCCGGAGAAGGGCGGCAUAUAAAUUAAAGCAAAAUAAAUAAAAUAAAUAAAAAAUAAA